This is a messenger RNA of Penicillium brevicompactum, 2067 nucleotides long. Its product is annotated as methylenetetrahydrofolate reductase (NAD(P)H) MET12. The record is from RefSeq and is a predicted model, not a curated record. Gene Ontology annotation, biological process: tetrahydrofolate interconversion. The transcript has 2 exons. Bases 1 to 2067 code for a protein of 688 amino acids. Gene Ontology annotation, molecular function: methylenetetrahydrofolate reductase [NAD(P)H] activity; FAD binding. Gene Ontology annotation, cellular component: cytosol. NCBI's taxonomy places the organism in Eukaryota, Fungi, Ascomycota, Eurotiomycetes, Eurotiales, Aspergillaceae.
AUGGAGAAGAAGAUCACAGAGAAGAUCGCGGCUUUGCCGCCUGAUGCGAACUACUUCUCUUUGGAGUUCUUCCCGCCAAAGACUCGCAUGGGCUUCGCCAACCUGUCCGCACGUCUGGAGCGCAUGGCCCAGGCUCUCCGCCCACUAUUCGUGACCGUCACUUGGGGUGCUGGUGGUAGCACUGCCGCGCGAUCCCUCGAGCUGGCAGAAGUAUGCCAGCGCCAACUGCAGUUGACGACCGUUCUUCACCUGACAUGUACGAACAUGAGCCGAAAGCUGGUGGACAUGGCGCUGGAUGAGGCUAAGGUGUUGGGCAUUCGCAAUAUCCUUGCGCUUCGUGGUGACCCUCCCCGCAGCGAGGAAUACAACAUGCACGGAGAGGACGACAGCAACAAGGACUUCACUUUUGCCGUUGAUUUGGUGCGCUACAUUCGCGCUACACACGGAGAUUACUUCUGUGUUGGUGUUGCUGCAUACCCAGAGGGCCAUCCCGCCGAUUCAUUCCAAGACACCCAGGACCCGGCCAGAGACAUUCCCUACCUCGUGGAGAAGACCUUGGCUGGUGCAGACUUCAUCAUGACCCAGUUGACUUACGACAUCGAUGCGUACCAGAAGUUUGAGGAUAUGCUUCGCAACCACGAAUCGGGUGCUUUCAAGACCAUUCCUAUCAUCCCAGGCUUGAUGCCCAUUCACAGCUACAAGAUUCUCACUCGAGUGACGAAGCUUAGCCAUGUCACCAUUCCGCCUCCCAUCGCUAACCGCAUGGAAGAGCUCAAGCAUGAUGACGAUGCUGUCAAGCGCGCUGGUGUUGAUAUUGUCAGUGAAAUUGUGGAUGGCAUCAAGGAUCUUCGUUGCCCUGGACCCCGGGGUUUCCACUUCUACACUCUCAAUCUGGAGAAGACCGUUUCGUUCAUUCUGGAGCAGUGCAAACUGAUUCCGGAUUAUGCGGACGAGUCUGCUAUCGAAGAUAACGUAUCUAUUCCUAUCGAUUUCCCCGGACGCACCAUCGGAAGGCGCCGUGCCUCAUCCAUUAACUCGCAACCCCACAACCGUGUCAUUGUGGACAGACUAUCCGGAAAGGAGUCAUCAGAGAACUCCGUGCACGAAGCACGCUCAGACCGCGCCGGUAUGCCUGCAAUGCCGCCUAACCGCAGCACCACUCUCCUCAUCUCCGAGGGCCAGGGUGCGCUCGGCAGAGAGGCCACAUGGGAUGACUUCCCCAACGGUCGAUGGGGUGAUGCUCGAUCCCCUGCUUUCGGUGAAAUCGAUGGUUACGGUCCUUCUCUUCACGUCACUUCCACCGCCGCACGCCGCCUAUGGGGACAUCCCGUUGACACUUCCGACAUGAGUACGCUUUUCCGUCGCCAUGUCUCUGGGGAGCUACACAUGGUUCCCUGGUCAGAGGGUGGAGCUGAGGAGGAUGGAGGUGGUCUGAACGCAGAGACUGAGCUUAUUCGGCCAGAGCUGCUCAAGCUCAUCGAUGGUCGUGGAUGGUGGACUCUUGCCUCCCAGCCUGCAGUGAACGGAGUGCACAGUGACCACCAUAUCUUCGGAUGGGGUCCUCAGCGUGAGGGCUUCGUCUUCCAAAAGCCUUUCGUUGAGUUCUUCUGCUCCAACAAUGACUACACCAACAUCCUCCAACCGAUGUUCAAAAAGCACGGCCACGACAAGAUGACUUGGUUCGCCACAAAUGUAAAGGGCGACUUUGAAUCUUCUAUUCCCUCCCAGCAAGCCGGCGUCGAGCUCGACGACCUCGGUACUAACCCCGACAGUGUCAACGCCGUCACCUGGGGUGUCUUCCGCGGCAAGGAAAUCGUCACCCCCACCAUCAUUGAAGAAGUCAGUUUCCGCGCUUGGGGUGAGGAGGCUUUCAGAAUCUGGGAUGAGUGGCGCCGUAUCUACCCCCGUGGCUCGCCAACCGAAACUUACCUCGACACUACCAAGAACGACGCUUGGUUGGUCUGCGUUGUCGGUCAACAAUUCGGCGCUGGCACCAAGCAGGGCUCCAAGGAAGAGGAGGAUGAAGUCAAAUGGAUGUGGCGUGUGUUGGCUGGCGAAGAGGUAUGA